AUGGGCAUGAUGGAGUCGUCGUCGGCCGUGAUCCUGAACAACUGGAAGGUGGGGCUGACGGUGUCUGUGCCGCCCGUCGGUGUCUGGCUCGGGCUGGCCGGCUCGCACUCCAAACUGGCCCAAUUCGUCAUGCAGAAGUCCCGGCAGGACAAAUACUCCUUCAUCAGCCACGAGGUUUCCUGCCAUCACUACAGGUUCCGGGUCAGCAGGACACCUCCGCUCGCCCAGGAUUUCAUCCAGACGGUGAAGAACCUCCCCAGCGCGUACAACAAGACCUCCCAGCCCGAGUACCAUCACCUGAUCCAGACCUAUGGCACCCACUACGUGUCCCAGGUGUACUUGGGGGGCCGGGCGCGGGACGUGACCGCCGUGCGGGUCUGCCAGGCGGCGCUGGAGGACCUGUCCGUGGAGGAGAUCGAGGAUUGUCUGAGCAUGGAGGCAUCCCUCAACCUCAAGCUGAUUUCAUUAGGGGCCGGCUUCAGCAAAUGUAAGAAACAGAGGACGGCGAUGAGCUCCCAGCAGAGUUUCCAUGAGCACUACCGGGAGCGCCUGGUGGAGGUGGAGGGAGGGCAGAACACAGCCGACCUGCUGUUCUCCAGCACUUCCGCGGGGGCCUUCUCGGAGUGGGUGAAAACUGUGAAGUCCCUCCCCGGGCUACUCACCUACUCCCUGAGGCCGAUUCACACCUUGGUGCAGCAGGACUCCGCCAAGCGGGAGGCGCUGAGGCAGGCGGUGAGCGAGUACAUCCUGAAGAGGGCCUUGCGGAGGAAUUGCAUCCAGAGCUGCCCCCGGGGGGCCUGGCCCAGUGCCCUUGACCCCUGCUCCUGCACCUCCUCCCCUGGGGAUGGCUUUAUCAACCCCUUUGGCUGCUCGCAGCGCCGGGGCCUUGGAAAGCUGCAGGUAACGGUGGAGCGGGCCAACGGCCUGCGGGGCGACGUCUUCUCCAAGACAGAUGCCUACGUCAAGGUCUUCUUCGUGGGCAGGGAGAUCCGGACUUGGAUCAUCGGCAAUAACGACAAUCCCGUCUGGAAUAAAGUUAUGGACUUUGGGUCCGUCCAUGUGACCGCCGCCAGUCACGUCAAAGUCGAGGUCUGGGACAAAGACCUGUUGAGGGAUGAUCAUCUGGGGUCCUGCAUCAUCCGACUGUCAGCCGGGAGGCCCCACCAUAGGGAGUGCUACCUGAAACGUGGCCACAUCAGGCUCAGCUACAGCCUGCGCUGUGGGCCCCACCUUGGGGGCCCGAGCUGUUCUGAGUACGUUUCCCAGCCCCAACCCCAACACGCCAUAGCCAUGGGGAAGUACCCCUUGUAG
Molecule: messenger RNA, 1311 nt
Organism: Pelodiscus sinensis (Chinese soft-shelled turtle)
Lineage: Eukaryota; Metazoa; Chordata; Testudines; Trionychidae
Product: perforin-1-like
Biological process (GO): T cell mediated cytotoxicity; immunological synapse formation; defense response to virus
Cellular component (GO): membrane
Molecular function (GO): wide pore channel activity
Source: RefSeq, a predicted model, not a curated record